AUUUAUGAUUCCUUUUUUCCCCUUAAUUGAAGCAUUGUUUCUUGUUUGUCUUGUUUUACUAAUAUCCGUUUGUUCAUUUUCUAUUCCUUUUGCUAUAUUGAAAAUCAAGGUUUUUGAAAUCUAUUCCAUCAUAAGUCGCCAUCCCCCACCAUUUCGAGUUAAAUGGAGAGAUUUGCAGGCUUUUGGUACACUGGUGUGUAGUGAUGAAAGAUUUUGAAUGUGCGUACAAGAUGGUUAAUGAAUUGCAGAAAAAGUAUUACAAAUACAAAACAACCAUGUAUAAUGCCAUUAUGGCAAGAUAUUUUUUCGAGAAAAACAUCAUUGGUGGGUUGAGGGUUCUCAAACAAAUGCGAGAUGCCAACAUAAAGCUCGAUUCAUACACUUUCAGCUAUUUGAUUGGCAAUUGUGAAACAAAAGAAGAGAUUAAAAAAUAUUAUGAAGAGAUGGAACAAUCUGGAACCCACUUGACAAAAGAAGUUUUUGUAGCCCUGAUUCAUGCAUAUGCAGCUUGCUGUGAAGAUUAUGAAGAACAGGAUGUGUUAUGUAAUUUACAUGGCGAGUUGGAGAUGGUGAUUCUCCUACUCAAGGAGUUGAGUGGUCAAGAUUGGUUUGACGGUUUCAGGUGGGCUAUCCGGUACUCAAUUCAAAACAAAAAUUUAAGUUCUACCAUUGAACUGUUAAAACAACUCAAGGUUUAUUACAAUAAUGUUGCAUCCAAGAGGAUAAGUGGCACUUCUUUCACAAGAAGGAGACGGAAUGUUAGUUAUGAAGCGUAUGAUAUAAUUUCGAAAUUUGGGUCCACAUAUUUGCAAUUUGGAUUGGACUUACUGGAUCUAAUAAAAAAAGAGCGCCUUAGUCCUUCAAUGAUGUGUCUUGAUAUUCUCCUACAUCUUUGUGCCGAAUCAAGAGAUUUGAAUAAUGCUAAUUUCGUUUGGAGAGAAUAUGUAUUUGCUAAAAUUCCUCAUGGUCCAUUAAGCUACUUGAGUAUGUAUCACGUACUUUUGGCCUCAGGAGAUCACAAAUCUGCUGACAUUAUACUCAAUAAUGUUCCAAGUUUUUUAUCUGGUGUUGCUUCCCAUCUGAAGAAGCGCUAUUCCGCCAAAAUGGAUGAAGAAGAAGCAGUGGAGAAACAAAAUGGGAAGAAGAAGAAGAUGAAGAAGAAGAAGAAGAAGAAGCAGCCAAAAGACAGCAAGAAGAAAGGGAAGAAGGAGAAACCAAGGCGGUUGGAGUAGCUUUGAUGGAAGAAGAGUUCUGAAGAUGCGUAGGAGUGUGUGAUUUGUGUCUUAACUUUCAAGAGGGUUCACUACUUAUAUGUUGUGUAUUAAAAUAAUAAGCUGUUAUUUAUGCAUAUGUUUCUAUCUAA
Medicago truncatula (barrel medic) is the source of this 1363-nucleotide messenger RNA. Its product is annotated as pentatricopeptide repeat-containing protein At4g21880, mitochondrial. Gene Ontology annotation, molecular function: protein binding. Lineage: Eukaryota; Viridiplantae; Streptophyta; Magnoliopsida; Fabales; Fabaceae. Bases 204 to 1232 code for a protein of 342 amino acids. The transcript has 8 exons. The record is from RefSeq and is a predicted model, not a curated record.